Messenger RNA from Diaporthe amygdali, 1566 nucleotides. RefSeq lists its product as uncharacterized. The transcript has a single exon. Bases 1 to 1566 code for a protein of 521 amino acids. NCBI's taxonomy places the organism in Eukaryota, Fungi, Ascomycota, Sordariomycetes, Diaporthales, Diaporthaceae. The record is from RefSeq and is a predicted model, not a curated record.
AUGCCAGGCGCUACCACCGGGAGACCUCGUGGCCGUCCUCGCAAGGCAGCCGCGCCCUCAGAAGCUGCCAACAUUGGCACUUUCACCCGCGUUUCGAAGCAUGCAGCAGCCAUUGCGAAGGACGUCAGCGAGAAGAAGGUCGUCCAGACCGUCGAGAUCAGCCAAGGCACGCCAGCCACUCCCUCCACGCGCAAGAGGAAGGCAGCCCGUUCUCCCGAGCCAGAAGAAGUCGCGACACCACCCACUCAGCGUCGGAUCCUGAACAUCACUACCAAGUCUACCAAGAAGGCUCGUCUCCAAGCACCAGAGGCUGUCCCCCGAACGAGCACACAAGAGCAGAUCCCAUCCACUCCGCGCCGCAACAACAAGAAGCGGGCCUUGUCACCCGAGUUCGAGUCCCCUCGCACCAAGGAGGCCGGCAACCUCUUCAAGCGCCUGCGCAUCCAAGCCUCGCCAUCCGUCACUGUCCCUCGCCUGUCCUCGCCCCUGAUCACCCAGGCCAGCACGCCGGCGACGUCUGUCAUCCCAGACUCGGAAGAAGAGGAAAAUGACGAUGGGUCUGCUGCUACCACACCCGAGCCCGAGCUUGCUCUCCCGCAGGAGCUUCUCGACAUCGUCUCACUCUACACGGCUUUCCUCAAGACAAUCGUGGUGCACUACGCGCACAAUGGCACCAACUCGCCCGUCGACAUCCGGCAACUCAGCCAGCCCGUCAGCCUGGCAUGGGGCAAGAGGCGCAUUUCUCUGGCUGAUAUCCGUCGGUGCGUGGGGGUCAUGGAUGUCGAGUCCAGCAGUGUCAAGUCGCCAUUCUACCUCGUCGACUACGGAAACAAGAAGAUCUGCGUGGAACUGCGAGACGAGCACCACGGGAAGCCGCUGGACGAGCAGAGUCUUGUAUCUGUGUUCGAGACCAACCUACGGACUAUCUGGACCGAGCUCAGAGAUGCAGCAGAGGCUGAUAUGAACGCUUUUGUCCUGGGCCUGCCCAAGUGCCCAGUCACGAACUGCGAGGCCUUGACCAAGGCUUCCUCCGUGCUGGCAAAGGGGCAGCGCAACAUGCAGGAGCUGAAGGCCGGCAUUGCAGCCAGGAAGGAGGAGAAGGAGGCUGCCAAGAUGCCUGCUAUCGCCCAGUCUACGGAGGGCGAGGGCACGCCUGCCGCCACACAGCUGUCCCUGAUCGACCGUCUCCGCCUCAAGGAAGCCCACCUCGCCCAGCUCGCCGCCACGGGGCCCACCUCCGCCGAGCUCGAGCGCCGCGCCGCGCUCCAGCGUGCCGACGACGUCGCGGCUGUGAUUGGCAUGCUGGCCAAAGCAUCGGGUAGCACGGGCAUGGGCGGGCGAUUGUCAUUCAAGAUGGUGACGCUGCUGCAGAAGCUGAAGGACUCUCUGCGAUUGCCCAUAUCGAAGGAGGAGGGUGCUGCUUGCAUCCGACUGCUGGCAGGCGAGGUGGCGCCCGAGUGGCUCAAGAUCGUGGUCAUUGCUGGGAAAGAGAACGUGGUUGUGCAGAUGGGACGGGCGCCGAGCUCGGGAACGGUAGUGGAGAGGGUCAAGACCUUGUCCAGUUGA